Molecule: messenger RNA, 983 nt
Organism: Drosophila eugracilis
Lineage: Eukaryota; Metazoa; Arthropoda; Insecta; Diptera; Drosophilidae
Gene: Cp36
Product: chorion protein S36
Exons: 2
Coding region: 27-863 (278 amino acids)
Source: RefSeq, a predicted model, not a curated record
UAGACGAUCCACACGUAAACGGCAACAUGCAACUCGGUCUCUGGUUUGGCAUUUUCGCCAUCGCCGCCGCGCCGCUGGUGAGCGCAAACUAUGGUCCCGCUGGUGGACAUGGACAGUACCUGCCUGGUCCCAAUGCCGGACUCGAGGAGUACGUAAAUGUGGCGACUGGUGGCAACCAGCCGGCUGCCAAUCAAAUUGCCUCACAGGCCGAGAUCCAGCCGUCGCCCGAGGAGGCUCGUCGUUUGGGUCGCGUCCAGGCUCAACUCCAGGCCCUGAAUGCCGAUCCCAACUACCAGAAGCUGAAGAACUCUGAGGAUAUUGCCGAGUCUCUGGCCGAGACCAAUCUGGCCAGCAACAUCCGUCAGGGCAAGAUCAAGGUGGUGUCCCCACAGUUCGUUGACCAGCAUCUGUUCCGUUCCCUGUUGGUGCCAUCGGGUCACAACAACCAUCAGGUGAUCGCCACCCAGCCCCUGCCCCCAAUCAUUGUCCACCAGCCCGGUGCACCGCCAGCCCAUGUGAACAGCGGACCACCGACCGUUGUGCGUGGCAAUCCCGUCAUCUACAAGAUCAAGCCUUCGGUCAUCUACCAGCAGGAGGUGAUCAACAAGGUGCCCACUCCAUUGAGCCUGAACCCUGUCUACGUGAAGGUCUACAAACCGGGCAAGAAGAUCGAGGCUCCUCUGGCUCCAGUGGUUGCCCCCGUCUACAGCCAGCCCAGGGAGUACAGCCAGCCUCAGGGUUAUGGUAGUGCCGGAGCUGCUUCCUCUGCCGCCGGUGCCGCGUCAUCUGCCGAUGGCAAUGGCUAUGGCAACGAGGGACCACUGUACAACAGUCCCGCGCCCUACGGCCAGCCCAACUACUAAAGUUGGUCAUCCUUGAGGGGCCACGGAGGCUCCUCUUCAGCUGCGACAGCUGGUUUAAUUUAAAUUUCUGUUUUUUUUUUCUUUGCCGACUGCUGAGCGCAAAUAAAUGAAAAAAUUCUU